Penicillium salamii is the source of this 1944-nucleotide messenger RNA. Lineage: Eukaryota; Fungi; Ascomycota; Eurotiomycetes; Eurotiales; Aspergillaceae. The record is from the annotation of a GenBank genome assembly.
AUGUGUCAAUAUUUUGGCUUGACCUGCGGUGGUUACAAGAAGGAUAUCUUUUUUGAUUUUGAGACUUCCCCAGGGAACCACGGAGUGCGCUUUCGGCGCCCGUUGCUCACUGUGAAAGAAAGAGAGCGCAUGAGUCAGUGGCUGGUAUCAAGUGCUCCCCCAAAGACGACUCUGAGAAUACUAUCACGCAUCGAAGAUGAAUGUGAAAGAGCCGAUGUGACCGACGAUAUCGAGAUUCAUCAGGGCCCAUUUGGGGCUUUCAGAUUCAACCCAAUCCAAAACGAGCCCUCCCUUGAACCGGCGGGUGAUGUUCAAGAUAUAGACUCAAGCUCUCCGGAAGAUGUGGUUGGAACUGGGAAUCCAUACCAGGUUCAUCCGCACGUACCUCUUUCGCCUUGGUCCCAAGGCAUGAUGCAAUUAAUGUUCGAUCAGCCAGAGGAUGUUCCAACUCCGCCUUCGCCAGGAUUUCUAGAUGCCAUGAUGAUCCCAAAUGGUGUUGGAAGUGAUAUGGAUACCCCAGAAUGCUUGGCGACGUUCGUGCCAGACCCCUACUACAAUAAUCCCGUCUCACCCACUUCACUUGCCUCCUCUAUGGGUACCACGAAAGCCGUGCCACAAGAUGCAGUCUUCCUGCUCAAGCACUAUGCCUCGGCCGUGAUCAGUCUGAUGACACCAUUUCGCCAUUCAAAGACUCCAUGGCACGUCCUAUUCAUCCCUCACACCAAAUCCUGCCUUGCUGCUCUGGCACUAGGGGAUGAUAUGAGUGAUGCGAGUCUUUGUGUAUUCUACGGGACUCUAGCAAUCAGUGCAUUCAGUCUUGGUGGAGUCUCGAAGUCCCAAACGUGGAGCGAGAAAGCCGUCAUGUUCAAUCAACAAGCCCAACAAUAUGCAAGAUCAAUGCUGAUGACUGCAUAUAAUAUCCCGAAAGUAGCGAAAUACAAGUCAAUAUUGAUGGCGCUGCUUACCAUGGUGCAAGUGACCAUGUUCUCUGGCAACAGAAGCCACUCUGAAUAUUAUUUCUUGGAAGCAGAGAAGUUCAUCCGAAUGAGAGGUCUGAAACGCAAGAAGUCUCGAAAGGUGAGAUUACUUCACCACUGUUAUGUGUUCGAGCGGAUUAUCCACGAGAGUGUGUUUAUCUGUGGCGCCAACUCGGGACAGCGCCAUCAUGUCCGAACGGCUGUCGAGUCAAGCGGACUUGGCAGAUACAGUCUUGACAGUCUAUCUUUCAGGCUGUCGGGAUGGAAGAACCUACACCAAGAAAUGAUGAGAGUACGAGGACAAGAAGAAGGAGAGAAUGAUCUGCAUCUCGAAAGACCAGGGUUCUGGUCGAACACACUCUACCCAGAGAUCUUCGGCAUUCCUGAACCAUGGGUAUUUCUCCUAUCUCAGAUCAUUCGACUUGGAAAAGAGAAAGAUGCCGCCGAAGAAGAAGACGCGACACAUUGUCUAAGCUUGAAAGACUUCAUUGCACGAGCAAAGACUCUCGAGGAAUACAUCAACCACCUGCAACCACCAAGCCUGGAGAUCACACAUUCCCAACUGGACCGAGACAUCAUACAGAACAUGCUUGAUGCCAUGAAAAAUGCAUUAGCAAUAUACUUCUACCGUCGAAUUCACGACGUCGAUGCAUCAAUGCUACAGCCAAAGGUUGUUGCUGUAUUGGAGUGCUUAUUGCGCUGCGAGAGUACAGACUCAACAGUGGUACAUGGUUCUGCUGGGUUUAUAUGGCCUGCAUUCAUUGCAGCCUGUGAGGCCGAAGAGUCCUCCAUACAGGCCGCUUUUACGGAUUGGUUUGACAACUCGGCAUCUCGGAGUGGCUUGUCCUGCUUCCGGCAGACAUUGGCGGAUAUCCAGAAGAUUUGGCAGGAGAAGUGCUGCGCUGGGAAGAGUGUAACUUGGCUGGAUCUCAUGAAGAGAACUAUGCCGUUACAGCAGCAAUUUUGA